Messenger RNA from Onthophagus taurus, 2352 nucleotides. The record is from RefSeq and is a predicted model, not a curated record. NCBI's taxonomy places the organism in Eukaryota, Metazoa, Arthropoda, Insecta, Coleoptera, Scarabaeidae.
ACAACUAAUUGUAAUUUGAAUUUUAGAUUUCAAGCAUGGAAAACAUGUUUAGGAGUCCUCGGAAUCCCAUUCAUCGACGUCGUAAGAGUGCUAGCGGCCGUUCUUCUUUUAGGAAACGUUCAUUUCGUCGAUAACAAAGGCAUAGACGUUGACGUUAAAGGAGAAGUCGAAUUAAACGCCGUCGCCGGUCUCCUCGGAGUCUCAAGCGGAGCCCUUUUUAGAGGAUUAACCACGAGAACUCACAACGCUCGCGGCCAAUUUGUAAAAUCAGUUUGCGACGCAAACAUGUCUAACAUUACCAGAGAUUGUUUGGCGAAAGCUCUUUAUUGUAGAACGGUCGCAACGAUAGUCCGACGCGCAAACAGUUUAAAACGGUUAGGAUCAACUUUAGGGACGUUAAGUUCGGAUUCAAAUGAGAGUGUACAUAAUCAAGUUGAAGUUACAAGUCAACACGCUUCGACGAUUGGGGGAACGAACGCCGGAAGUAAAUCAAUGGCUGCUUUAAAUAACGCGGUGAGACACGCCACCGAUGGUUUUAUCGGGAUUUUAGAUAUGUUUGGGUUUGAAGAACCGAAACCGAGUCAAUUAGAACAUUUGUGUAUUAAUUUAUGUGCGGAAACGAUGCAACAUUUUUAUAACACCCAUAUUUUUAAAUCGAGUAUAGAAUCGUGUCGGGAUGAAGGAAUUAAUUGUGAGGUUGAGGUCGAUUAUGUCGAUAACGUGCCUUGCAUCGAUUUAAUUUCUUCGUUAAGAACGGGAUUAUUGAGUAUGUUAGAUGUUGAGUGUUCAAUUCGGGGAACCGCCGAAAGUUACGUCUCGAAAAUUCGUGCGCAACACAAACACAACUCGAGAUUAUUUGACCCAAAACCUUUCGACCCAAGAAUGUUUGGGAUACAACAUUUCGCCAGAAGAGUAGUUUAUGAUGCAACCGGGUUUUUAGAUACUAAUAAAGAUGUUGUUCCCGAUGAUUUAGUCGCUGUUUUUUAUAAACAUAAUUGCAACUUUGGUUUUGCAACUCAUUUAUUUGGGAGUGAAUUAAAAGCUUUGUACUCAGUUGAAAAUGUACCAAGAGGUAUUAGUUUUAGGAUAUCCCCAACUUCUCACGCUGAUUUAUUAAACGGGGAUGAACCGGUUUCCACGUUAACUCAAGAUUUCCAUACGAGAUUAGAUAAUUUAUUAAGAACCUUAGUACACGCUCGGCCCCAUUUUGUGAGAUGCAUAAGAAGUAAUUCUCAAGAAGCCGCGAAUAGAUUUGAUAGAUCUUCUGUUGUGCGUCAAGUUAGAUCGUUGCAAAUUUUAGAAACCGUUAAUUUAAUGGCUGGGGGUUACCCCCAUCGGAUGAGAUUUAAAGCUUUUAAUUCACGAUAUCGGCUUUUAGCGCCUUUUAAUCGAUUGACGCGAACGGAAGAUAAAGUCCUGGAUGAUUGUCAUGUUAUUUUACGCCAUGUGGUUGAGUUAAUGUCGAAAGAAAAUACGGUUUCGACAAGUUGGGCUUUAGGGAAGCGACACAUUUUUUUAAGCGAAGGUAUUCGGCAACAACUAGAAACACUUCGCAACGAAAAACGUCAAAAAUCAGCUACCAUCAUUCAAUCGGUUUGGAGAGGUUGGAAAAGUAGAUAUCGAUGGUCGAUAAUUAAACGAGAUAAAGUCCUUCAAAUUAAUACCACGUCUGUUGGGCGAGUUGGAAAUGGGGUUUCAACGAGACCACGACCUCAACCCAUCGCUGGAACACCCCCACCAGAUCCUAAUGAAAAAUGCGAUAGCAAAAUUAUUCAACAAACUUGUAAUUUAUUCGGGUUAGAUUUAGAAAGACCUCCUCCUGUUCCUCCAAGUCGAUCGUAUACAGUUGCUGGAAAUACGAAAUUGAGAUACCCCCAAACGAGAGUGAUGAAAAUGACGUUUCCCGAAGAUGCCGGUGGUAUUAAAUCGGACGGCGCGGUUCUUUUAAAAGGAGAAUCAGUCGUCGUUGUGGGGGCUUCCCACAGACGUGGUCAUUUAAUUGUCGAACAUAAGCAUUGUACUAUACACGUACCUUUUCAGUAUUUGGAACUAAAACAGAGCGUUAAUAUUUGAGUUUUUCACUUUUUAAGAAGUCAAUAAUUUUUUUGGUUGUUGAUUAUCAUUAAAAUUUAUUAAAUCAAUACAAUUUAUUAAUAUCUAAGAAAUCGUUAUUACACAAUCCUAAGAAUUCGAAAUAAACGACCAGAUUAAGUUGUUUAAUUAGUUACCACAUAGGAAGUGAGAACAACUGUUAAAAUUAUUGACUUUUAUGCGUAUUGGGUAUUUUAUUUCCAUAAAGUAUUCACUUAAAAAAGGAGCUAUUUAUGUAUAUUUAAAUCAAUGCCAUUUUAU